Plenodomus lingam JN3 is the source of this 2493-nucleotide messenger RNA. The record is from RefSeq and is a predicted model, not a curated record. NCBI's taxonomy places the organism in Eukaryota, Fungi, Ascomycota, Dothideomycetes, Pleosporales, Leptosphaeriaceae.
AUGGCGCAACCAUCUGCAAUCACCGGCCACACUGGCUGGCCCGAUGACGACGGCCUUGUUGCUGCACACUGCUCUGCUGCUGCCAUUGCUGCCAUGGCUGCCAUUGCUGCACAACAGGAGGAGCACUUUUCGGCGCGAGAAACGCGAAGUGACGGAGUGACAAGAGCCAGGUGGAUUGGGGUUGCCCGCGCUUGGGCCCUCUCUGACCACACUUGGACUCUCUUGCAAACUGAUCUCAACCUCGCCUGCCCUUGGACCGUCACGCUGAAUUUCUCCUCGCCCGUGGCAUGUUUGACCUCUCUGUCAUUCUUCCGCAACCACGACGAUUCCAUCCCCCAUCCCCGCCACUCAUCCAGCUCCGCGUCGACAUCUACCUUGUGGGCUCGCUUCACCGACGGGCCUGUCCUGCUCGCCCGCGCAGAGCAGCCGCGCCUCGACGACAACGACGACGACGACGACGACGACGACGACAGCCCUCACUCGCCCACUCGCUCGCCCACCCGCCAUGUCGACGCCACCUACCAGCCCAACAUUUCCAAUGCGCAAAUCGCCAACGGCUCUGCUCGCAUAACCAACUCCAUGUACAACAGCGGCUACGCUAGCGCCGCCUCCAGUUCAGACCUCCGCCGAACCGCGACUGCCCACACCAGACAGCCGCCCCAGCUCCCGCCCAUCCACCCCGGCCCUGCCAUCGACAUGGACGGCGAGACGGCUGCCCAGGCUGCCCAUCGUCGGCGCAAUCCCGACUGGGCCGACUUUUACAAGAACGGUAUCCCCAAGGAAGUCAUUGUCAUCGACGACGACGAGGACCCUGCACCUCCUCCACCGGCCUCUGCGCGCCAAUCUGGCCUCACACGCACGGCGACCAACGGCUCUGUGCGACACACGGACAAGAAGCGGAAAACGACGGCCUCGACGGCCUACGACCCGGUCUACAACCAGCAGCAGACCUCGUACUCGACCACCCAGACGCCCUACGACUACUCACCCAACCACUCGAUAUCCACCGACAGGACAACGUCUGCCCUCCACACGACUGCGCCAACCUCAUUGGGCUCACAGGUCAGCAAUGGCCACCACAUCUCUCCACUCGACAACUCAUCCGUAGGCCAGAAACGAAAGCGCACACGAGCCGUUGUCCAGGAUGAGGUGAAGCAGGCCAAACGACGCGAACUCGAUCAUGACGACAAUCCCUUUAGCCUCUACCAACCCCCGCCGAAUCCGAUCAUCAAGGCCAAGGAUGUCUACGUACAAGUGAUACCAGAUAAGUCGUAUAAUAAGGAUGCAAAAGUCGACGAUGAAGAUGGUCACUACAUUGUCGUGCCAGACGCCGAUAUUACUGAACGAUACCAGAUCACGAAGCUGCUUGGCCAGGGCACGUUUGGCAAGGUUGUCGAAGCCUAUGACAGGCGAAAGGGCACCAAAUGCGCGAUCAAAGUCAUUCGAUCAGUCCCCAAAUACCGUGAUGCUAGCCGCAUCGAGUUGAGAGUCCUCUCCACACUAGCAUCAAACGACAAGCACAACGUCAACCGAUGCAUACAUCUUCGAGACUGCUUCGACUUCCGAAAUCACAUUUGCAUCGUCACCGAUCUCUACGGCCAAAGCGUGUUUGACUUUCUCAAGUCCAAUGGCUUUGUGCCUUUCCCGAGCUCGCACAUCCAGAAGUUUGCCAAGCAACUCUUCACCAGCGUUGCCUUUCUGCACGAUCUCAACCUCAUCCAUACCGACUUGAAGCCGGAGAACAUUCUACUGGUCAACAACAACUAUCAAACCUUUACCUAUAACCGGACCGUGCCUUCGUCGUCAACAACAGUCAAUCGCACCGCCCGACACCGCAAGGUCCUACUUGAUCCAGAGAUUCGCCUCAUUGAUUUCGGCUCUGCUACCUUCAACGAUGAAUACCAUUCGUCUGUCGUAUCCACACGACACUACCGAGCUCCCGAGAUCAUCCUCAACCUGGGAUGGAGUUUUCCCUGCGACAUCUGGAGCAUAGGCUGCAUCCUUGUCGAGUUCUUCACUGGCGAUGCUCUGUUCCAAACACACGACAACCUCGAGCACUUGGCCAUGAUGGAGGCUGUGUGCAGUGGCAAGAUUGACCGCGAGAUUGUGCGACAAGUUUAUAAGCAAGAUCGGAGUUCAUCACGCAAUUCGUCCAAUUCUGCUGCGAGAUACUUCAAGAAUUACAAACUGGACUAUCCCAAUGCAGAAACCAACAAGGCCAGCAAGAAAUAUGUGAAGGCGAUGAAGAAGCUUCCUGAAAUAAUACCAACGCACACCGACUUCAACCGACAGUUCCUGGAUCUACUGCGCCGGAUAUUCGUAUACGAUCCCAAGAAGCGUAUCACAGCCAAAGAAGCCUUGCAGCAUCCCUGGUUCAAGGAGUCGCUCAUGGACGAUGGCACCGAGGCCCACAAGAUCCGGCUAGAGAGGGAGAAGAAGGCCAGACGGGUAGAAGAAGAUCGUCGAUUCCGGGAGCAGAACCGAGCCUACUGA